AUGGGAAAGAAUAAUAGAAAUAAAAAUAAGUCGGGUAGUAAUAAGAAUCAGCAACCAAAUAAUGUCGCUACCCACGCACAAUCCCAGCCAUCUAAACAACAGCAACAACAACCACAAGCGAUCUUUAAACGACCUACACUGACGCUGCAGAAACGCAAUGAGCUCAGCUCACUAAUCGGUGCACUGCUCGAAAUCGGGUUCAAACAGCCCACUAAUGCAAAUGAAGAAUGGGAUCAAUAUGUCGAAAUUCAAGAACUGUUGCACCGUGUUCAAGUACUUGAGGCACCGCUGCGACGCCCCACCUCCAACACAACCAUCGAGUCACGGCUGGCCGACAUUGACAAUUUCUAUCGUUGGGCCACAGAAAAUGGUUUGAGUUACGAAGGCGUACGUAUAGCACAUUUUGCAGGUUACGAAUUGGGUUUAGAAGCAACGCGUGACGUAGUCGAAAAUGAUUUGCUGUUUAAAAUACCACGCAAGUUGAUGCUCUCGGAGGAGAAUAUGGAUUUGGAAAGUAGUCCAGCACAAUUUGGUUCAAUGUCCAAUUUAAAAUUGUCUUAUGUGCUAAUGCUAGAAGCUUUAAAACCUGACAGUUUUUGGAAGCCUUACCUGAAUUUGCUGCCGGAAAAAUAUAAUACAGUACUCUAUUUUAAUGCCAAAGAAAUGGAGAUGCUACGCGGCUCCAAUGCGCUAUCCGCGGCGUUGCGUCAAUGCAAAGCGAUUGCGCGUCAAUAUGCGUUUCUCUACAAUUGCACCGUGCAAGCUCCACGUGCAGACAAAUUCAAUCCCAUAGGACAGGCGUUCAAGGAGCAGUUCAGCUAUGACUUGUAUCGGUGA
Molecule: messenger RNA, 837 nt
Organism: Anastrepha obliqua
Lineage: Eukaryota; Metazoa; Arthropoda; Insecta; Diptera; Tephritidae
Gene: Setd3
Product: actin-histidine N-methyltransferase
Exons: 1
Coding region: 1-837 (278 amino acids)
Biological process (GO): peptidyl-lysine dimethylation; peptidyl-lysine monomethylation; actin modification
Molecular function (GO): protein-L-histidine N-tele-methyltransferase activity; transcription coactivator activity; histone H3K36 methyltransferase activity
Source: RefSeq, a predicted model, not a curated record